Molecule: messenger RNA, 2481 nt
Organism: Pezoporus occidentalis (night parrot)
Lineage: Eukaryota; Metazoa; Chordata; Aves; Psittaciformes; Psittacidae
Gene: SOWAHB
Product: sosondowah ankyrin repeat domain family member B
Exons: 1
Coding region: 101-2323 (740 amino acids)
Molecular function (GO): protein binding
Source: RefSeq, a predicted model, not a curated record
GGCGGGUUCCCCGCCGCGGCAGCGCUGCGCACCUGGGCUCAGCGCCGAGCACCGACGUGCAGCACCGAGGAGGAGUACCGAGAGGUGGAAGGCCCGAAGGAUGGCGCGGGAGCUGAGCCAGGAGGCCGUGCUGGACUUCCUCUGGGAGGCCGGGGGCCGAGCCCCCAACACGGCGCUGCUUCGCCACUUCCAGCGUUUCCUCCGCGACCCAGCCCUGACAGAGCCGGAGCAGCGGGAGCGUCGCGAAUACUUCAAGAGCCUCGUCAAUUCCCUGGCCACCGUCCACCCCGGCGCCACCCCCGGCGCCUCCAAGGACAUCGUCCUCCGCCGCAGGUACCGCGACCUCCUCGAUGAGGAGCUGCCGCCGCCAGAGGAACAGCAGCAGGAGAAGAAGGAGCCGCCACCGCCCCGACGCGACCCCGACGGGAGGCGCUGCCCCCAGGGGGAGGCGGUGGAGAAGAGCCACCUGGGCGAGGGGCAGCUCCAGAGGGCCGCCGUCACGGGGGGCUGUUCUGCCCGGGGCCGCGGCGGACCCUGCUGCGAGUGCCGCCGAGCGCGCCGCGCUGCCGCCGCCGCUGCCCCAACGCGCCCCGGGCAGCCACCCCGCGCCGGGCCGCCCCGCUCCCGUUCUCCUCCUCCCCCCACACAGCCGCCCCCCUAUCGGACCCGGCCGCUGUCCUCGGGCCCCUGGACGCUUCACCCCGACGGGCCCCCGCGCUGCCGGCCCCCGGCGCUGCCGACGGGUCCUGGGGCUCUGACCCCCGCCGGGCUGCCCCCAUACCAGACCCCACAGCCGCCCUCUGCCAGACCGUCCCGGUGCCGGUCCCCACCGUUGUCGCGGGGCCUGCCUCCCUCUGGGUCAGCCCCAUCAGGGUCCCUGCCACCACAACACCCUGGAGGGUCUGCCCCAAGCCGAGCCCUGCCACUGCCGCCGGGCCACGGGGUGCUGGACCCUGACAGGCCACUGCCCCCUGAUAGGCUGCCUCAGCCCCCGCCUCCCCCGCAGCUCCCCACCGGGAUGCCCCUACUGAAGGCUCCGCCACCCUCAUCAAGCCCGGGGCGGCGGCCCCGCAGCGGACCGUCCCAGUCCCCCCUGCUGCCAUCGGGCCCUAGAGCACUGUCCGCCACCGAGCUGGCCCUUCCCACCUCCCCACAGCCUCCCCUCCCCGAGGUACCCCCAUCCCGGUCUCUGCCGUUGCUGUCCGCCCCAGGGGUGCUGCCCCUGUCCCGGUCCCUGCAGGCGCUCCCUGCCAGCACCUCCUCAUCCCCACAGCAUCCAUCAGGCCCAAACGUGCUACCCUCCACCAGGCUGCCCUCGGCACAGUCCCGGUCCAUGCAGCAUCUCCUCACCAGUCCAGCCCCACUGAGGUCAUCCAGGGUGCUGGCCCCCAGUGGACCAACCCAACCUCAAACCCUGCUGCUGCACCCACGUCAAUCCCUGCCACUGCCAUCACAUCCUAGGGCGCUGCCCCCCACUAGGCCACCCCCAUCCCAGUCCCCACCACAGUGCUCCACCCAAACACCCCCUGCCAGGCCACCCCUGUCCCAGUCCUUAAUGAAAGCAGAGGGCCCCGCAGGGCCCCAAGCCCCAGAGAGCAACCCCCCAGCCCCGCCACCUAUCUUCAGGAGCAUCAGGUGCCAGCUUGCUUUGUUGGAGGCGCAGGACAGCCCCCUGUCGCUGCCAGAUGACUGCGGGCGGCAGCCCCGCGCCUUGCCCAAGAGCUCCCCUCGGCACGUCUCAGGCCGGGGGCUGCUGGUGCCGCUGGGGCAGCGGGAGCACACCUGGCUAGUGGCGGUGUCAGCGGGGCGCUGGGCGCGGGUGAGGGGGCUCUUCCUGGAGGAGCCGGAGCUGGCGCUGCAGCGGGACUUCAUGUCGGGCUUCACCAUCCUUCACUGGCUGGCCAAGCACGGCGACGGGCAGGGCCUGCAGGAGCUGGCAGCGGCGGCACAGCAGGCUGGGCUGGCCCUGGACGUGGACGCGCGGUCGGGCUGCGGGUACACGCCGCUACACCUGGCUGCCAUACACGGGCAUCAGCUCGUCAUCAAGGUGCUGGUGCUGCAGCUGGGCUGCCAAGUGCAGCUGCGGGACAGCAGCGGGCGCAGGCCCUGGGAAUACCUGGGCAGCGCCACCUCGGGGGAGAUCUGGCAGCUCCUGGAGGCUCCCCGGGGCACAAUUAUGUUCCCCACUCGGCCCCUGGCCAGCAGCGUGUCCUCUGUCAGCAAGACCUCGCUGCCGGCUGGCAGGGCAGCGCUGCCUGCCUGCCUCAGGCCGCAGCACGGCCGCGGGGCAGCAUCCCACCGCACUGGCAGCGAGAGUGACUGAGAGACGGCUCCCUAGGAUCCCCCCCAGUGGAGAUGGGGCCUUGCUGGCCACCGUGCAAGGGGAAGCCAUGCAGACAGGAAAUGCUGUGAAACAGACUGAACCUAUUGGAGAAUGUACUUUAAAUUAAUCUGAUGAACCGCUGUCUGAGCCUCUCUGCC